Messenger RNA from Amoebophrya sp. A120, 4049 nucleotides. NCBI's taxonomy places the organism in Eukaryota, Dinophyceae, Syndiniales, Amoebophryaceae. The record is from the annotation of a GenBank genome assembly.
AUAUGAGUCGCAGUCACCACGCUCGCGCACGAAUAAAGAGUUUCUUGAUAUCAAUAAUUUGGGCAGAUAAACUUUUCACCUUGCGGGCUUUAUCCAUCGUUUCAAAAGCCUCUACUUCAAUUUCAAACACAAAAAUGUUGCGUGGUGGUAGCAAGGACGCGAAGAAGCAGCCGCGGAGAAGUGUGACCCUGGCCAACUUGCGCGUCGAUGGCACCGCGGCGAAAAAGGCUGCCGCGGAGGAGGAGGCCGCAGCGGAACAGAAGCAGCUCGAAGAACAGCAGAAAGAGAUUGACGCAGCGAACCAGCAAAUCCAGGAUGAAGCGCAGAAGCAGUCCCUGGACUACCUCAAGGGCGUGGUGGACGAAGUGCGCAAAAGUUUCGGGGGCGCGAGCUCGAGCGCCUUUGUCCGGGCACGCGUGAACGAUCGUGCGGAGUUGUCGUCGUCUUCGGAAGUAGAAGAUACCCCGGCGCCGACGAAGAUGAAAAACGAGGAUGAAGACGACGUCAGGUUGGAUUCGCCAACCUUGGAAGCGACUGCGGGUGUCGACGCUCCUGCUGGUGUUUCAAAAAAAUCGGAACAGCACGAGGGAACGGAGAUUCGCGCGGGGGAAAAUAAAUCCUCGUCAGCGAAGAACCCAUCAGUCACAGUCGUGGCCCCUCCUUCUUCUAAAAGUCCGGCACCCGCUCCCGUCCCUGGAGCGGAUAAUUCCAUGACCCAACAGGAGCACCGCGAGGAUGUCUUGAAGAAGGCCCAGGAGGCGGGGGAGCAGGCGAAAGCCGCCAUCCACGCGCUGAUCUACGGCGUCCAGCUGAAGCAAUUGAACAUUGCCGCCAAGGUGAAGCAUUUCAAGCGCGCAGCGACUUCGCGGAACAUCACGGGCGCGCCGCGGUCCAUGUUCGAUAUAUCGGAUGACGAGAACAACGCAAACAACGAGCCGCUGCAACGGACGGGUCUCUUCGACUUCAGCAAGUCACCAUCAGGGACGCCGAAGGCCGCGCCUCGGCGUGUUUUGUCCGACGCCAGCGUGCUCACUGAGGUUGACGCGGACGUCGGGGUGCCGGACUACAUGCCGACAACGAAGCAGACCAGCAGGCAGGGCUCCUUCAAAAACGCAGUCGGGCGAGCCGCUCGCAGUAGGAAGAUGAAAGCCGAGGGCGAAGCGGCACAUCAGCACCAUUCGACAGCAUCGUCUGGUGGAGCUACUUCUACAGAUGACCAGAAACUCGGCGGUCCUGGGACCACUAGUCUCGCAACUAGUAUUCAAGAGCUCGUGCAAGGUCUAGCCGGUGGAGCGCCGCCGAGACAGGUGUCAGGGCACAGCGAGAGAACGCAGCCAGGGGAGGACGAUGCUACAGAACGCUACAACUUCGACGCUGGCGCUGGGCAAGACGACGAUGAAGAUGAUGCACGCAGUACGUACCUGCAAUCGCCGACGUGGAGGCGGUUGCCGGACUUUGCCGAGCAGCCGCGGCUAACCGGGUUCCCCCUACCGACGAAGCGCCACGUGAAGCAUCAGUUGCCCUUUGAGGUGCCGUAUCAAAUGCAAAAAUGUCUGGGUCUGGAAGAUUGCGAGAUUUGUCAUGCUUGUUUGGCAUGACAAAAAAGUUUGUUUGCGAUGCGUGUCCAAGAAGAGACCCUUUUGCCUGUCAUGCAAAAACGCAGCUUCUCAUGCCCAUGCGAGAAACGCAACACAAAGAACUGCAGACAUUUCUCAUGCUUGGCUGUGCAUUACAGAGCAUUCACUAUUCCCAACUCAGCAUUACAAGUUUCCAGACCCAGACACUUUUGCAUUUGAUAUCCCGCCCCCCUCCACGGCCUUUCCCAUUCCGGCGUUCAAAACGGCGGGCCUGAACGACGGAAAAGCCUGGAUCUACAAGGAGGACAGUCCGCCGAAGAGCCCACUCUGCAUCUGCGAGAACGAAAACCAAAAUCCCUUCAAAGUCUCCAAGAGAUUGCCAGAGGGCGGGGUCUACUUGGACGAAGAACAAGAGGAUGAGAAUGAUGCCGCGUUUUUACUUGCGAGAAAUAGAGACAACAAGAAGAUGUCACAGCACGAAGCGGAAUCGCAACAGAGGCCGUCGUGCGGCUUCCGUUUGCUUGCGGAUCGCGCUACUGGCAACAUCGGCGUGCCCGUGUCAACGGAGGGCUAUGUACCGGACGAUUCGCCGACUCUGCGGGCACGCAUAGUCAAUGCGUUGUACGAUGCAAAGGAACAGAUUUCCGACGCCCUGUGUAGUCCGAGGGAGGAGCUGUACUCCCCUGCCACGUCUAAGAGUACGGUGAUUUCCCCUUCGGUUUUGGACGUGUACUUCUCGAAACCGGGCGCAAAACGGCCACCGCGGCGCUUGCGCAACUACGUGCGCAACAAGUACUUUUACCGGACCAAAGUUGAACCACCGGCGUCGCGGCCGAAGUCCGGAGGCGGCGGAAGAAGUUCUAUUCCGACUAAACCGUUCAAAGUGCACACCGGCGGACGCAGCGCAUCCGUGUUUCCGGCCCUGGAUUCCGAGGUGGACAACGCACCACUGCACACCGUCCUGGCGGACUACGUGGAAAAUUUGCGCGAAAUCCAGCGGCAGUACAUCCGCAGUCGGCUGCUGGAGGAGGACUGCGACGACCAGGUGCGUCGAUACUAUCACCAGGAACAACGUCUGGAGGCGCGAAUCCGCGCAGUCGGCGAGCACCCCAUCAAGCCGAGGUACGUGGGGCCCUGGGUGGCACAAACAAAAGCCUCCCGCUUGCGCGCGGAAAGCGGGCGGCGGCGCCGGCAGGAGCAGCAGUUGGCGUACCCAAAGAAAUCCGCCCUUGUUCCGAGUUACAGCCAACUGAUGUCGGCCAUCUCCGAGAAGGGGGCCAGGUCGUACAAUUUGCAAUGGCCGGAGGUACCGCUUUCCGCCAAUUCCUCUUCCGUCUCGUCUACUGUCAGUGAAAGCUAUGUUGAGCGGCCAGCGAGUGCGGGCCGCGCCGGCGAGGUCCUUGGCGAGUUCCUUCAGAGGACGGAGAGCAAGGAGGAGCAGGACUGGUUGAAGAGGCCACCAGAAAUGAAGAAUUCUUUCGGCCCUCCGUCACGGGCAACUUCUGGCGCGGUGUCUCGCAUGCAAGACAAAAUCUUGGCGGUGGAUUCGCAAGCGAGCCAAGUCUUGUCCCUUUUGCGCCUGCUCAAGGAGCAAAACGGCGACAUAAGCAGUCUGGGUCACGAAUCCAGUGCCGAGUCACUGUUUGGACCACAGUAGUCGCCGACCUGAACUAUGAACGUACGAGCUAGAGUUAAUAUAAAUAUUUCUUGUUUUAAGUAGACAUGCUUCAGUGCUUGUGCUGUGUGUCGGCUUGUGCUGUACUAAGAAACUCUUGCUUGUACCCUUACGUUUGAGAAUCACACUCGCUCUCCAAUCUGAAUCUGCGUAUCUAUUUCGCGUUCACCUAUACAAGAUUUUCAUAAUCUAAAUCUCCCCUACCUGCUGCUGCUUGAUGAAUUAGACUUACGAUCUUCGUGCUCCUCUUUGUAGAUAAUCGCUCCCUGAAUGCGAACAAAAAAAGCGGUCUGCAGAGUCAGAGAAUCGAUGGUGCACUACUACUUACAUUAGGGCGUGUGAUUCGAAGGCGCGUUACACCUCGCACCCUUGAAAUUACCCCUCCUGUACAACAUGUAAUUUCAUUACGCAGCGCGCUGGUGUAACUGUAUCUGUAAGAGAGCUUGAAAUCCUCGAAAUUCUAUACUCAUUGUGAAGGCAUCUGGUGCUUUGUUUUACGCCAGCUACCGCGUGAAUGCUGCGCACAGCAACAGGCACUACUUUUCAGUCUGGCUGGAUGUUUUCCGUAAAUUUACAGAGAUCUGCGGCAAAUAAAGAACUCUAAGGUCCGCAUGAUUAGCGACUUGACAUGGCGAGGAUCAGAAAAUGCAAAAGUGGCACUGACUUCCUUUGAGAUCGAUUGGGUAGUAGAAGAGGUUGAUCAGCAUCACUAAAAUUCGAAAUUUUUUUAUUGUGAGCAUGUAUGAAAGAGACAGAAACACGAAAAAGUAAAAGCGUCAAGACGUCAAGGCCGAGGC